AUGGGCACCAUGCACGAUCUGGACACCGCCCAUGAUGACCACAAGGAUGGCAUCGCCGUCGAGAUGGACGACAUCCACAAGGAUCCCAAGGCCAUGGAGGAGCUCACUGAAGCGGCCAUGGAUGCCGAGUUGCAGCAGCUUGAGCAGCAAUUGCGCGAGAUGAAGAAGCCGCGCUUCGAGGUUGCCUUCUCCAGCCCCGCUAUAUACACUUACAUGCUGGUCGCCUUCGCCUCGAUGGGAGGGCUGCUGUCCGGUUUGGACCAGUCGUUAAUCAGUGGUGCCAACCUCUACCUGCCCGGUGCACUGAAUCUGAAUUCCAACCAACAUAGUCUGGUCGACUCCGGUAUGCCCUUGGGUGCGGUGGCCGGUGCAAUCAUUCUAUCCCCAUCCAACGAAUACCUGGGCCGUCGCAUGUCAAUCAUUGUCUCUUGCAUUCUCUACACUGUCGGUGCCGCUCUAGAGGCCGGUGCCAUGAACUUCGGCAUGAUCUUCGCCGGUCGUUUCAUCCUCGGAGCUGGUGUCGGUCUGGAGGGUGGUACUGUUCCCGUCUACGUCGCUGAGAGUGUUCCCGGAAGAAUUCGUGGCAACCUCGUUUCCUUGUACCAGCUGAACAUCGCCCUCGGCGAAGUCCUCGGCUACGCUGUUGCCGCCAUGUUCCUCGAUGUCAAGGGCAACUGGCGCUACAUCCUCGGUUCCUCUUUGGUCUUCUCCACCAUCCUUCUGGUGGGCAUGGUUUUCCUGCCUGAAAGUCCCCGUUACCUGAUGCUUAAGAACCGACCUGUUGAAGCUUACGGAGUGUGGAAACGCAUCCGCGGCUUCAACGACUACGAAUCUAAGGACGAGUUCUUGGGUAUGCGCCAGGCUGUGCUCGCCGAAACUCGGGACAUGGCAAAUAUCAAGAAAUAUGCCUGGCUGGACUUUUUUACCGUUCCCCGCGCCCGCCGCGCCCUUGUUUACGCCAAUAUUAUGAUCAUUCUUGGCCAGUUAACGGGGGUGAACGCGGUCAUGUACUACAUGAGUUCGCUGAUGUCAAAUAUUGGAUUUGACGAUAGAAAAAGUGUUUUCAUGUCUUUAGUUGGCGGCGGAUCUUUGCUCCUCGGAACAAUUCCGGCGGUUAUAUACAUGGAGCGAUUUGGCCGACGUUACUGGGCUAAUGCUAUGCUUCCCGGGUUCUUCAUCGGCCUAGUCCUUGUCGGCGUCGGCUACCAGUUCAACUAUCACACCCAACCGGCUGCCGCAGAAGGCGUAUACCUUGUCGGAAUUGUCUUGUACAUGGGCUUCUUCGGCUCCUACGCCUGUCUCACGUGGGUCAUCCCCUCAGAGGUUUUCCCCACAUACCUCCGUCACUACGGAAUGACAGUCGCGGAUGCCAACCUUUUCCUCUGCUCUUUCAUUGUUACCUACAAUUUCACGCGCAUGAUGAAGGCGAUGACCCGUACCGGUCUUACCCUGGGUUUCUACGGAGGUAUCGCCUUCGUCGGCUGGAUCUACCAGAUCGUAUUCAUGCCUGAAACCAAGAACAAGUCUUUGGAGGAAAUUGACGAACUCUUCUCGAGACCCACCUCGGAGAUCGUCAAGGAGAACCUCGCUCAGACCAAGGAGGUGGUCAGUGAUCUGGUGCAUUUCCGGUGGAAGAAGGCGUUCUCACCUGCGCCCAGGAGGUCUGAGUAG
Messenger RNA from Aspergillus homomorphus CBS 101889, 1671 nucleotides. Its product is annotated as putative MFS sugar transporter. Lineage: Eukaryota; Fungi; Ascomycota; Eurotiomycetes; Eurotiales; Aspergillaceae. Gene Ontology annotation, molecular function: myo-inositol:proton symporter activity. Bases 1 to 1671 code for a protein of 556 amino acids. The transcript has 2 exons. Gene Ontology annotation, biological process: transmembrane transport. Gene Ontology annotation, cellular component: membrane. The record is from RefSeq and is a predicted model, not a curated record.